This is a messenger RNA of Phytomonas sp. Hart1, 813 nucleotides long. Lineage: Eukaryota; Euglenozoa; Kinetoplastea; Trypanosomatida; Trypanosomatidae. The record is from the annotation of a GenBank genome assembly.
AUGUAUGGGUAUGUUUGCCUUUUUUCCUCCGCCUUCUUCUUGCUGAUUAACGCGGUCUUCCUCGUCGACUUCUCCUACCAGUGGAGCGAUGACUGGAGUGAGCGGGCAGAGUCGAACGAAAAGUGGAUGUGGUAUCUUUUCGCGAUCGCCGUCGGCAGCUUCGCGCUGGCCGUUCUGAUUAACAUUAUCUCGAUUUACGUCUACAUCCCCCACGCAGAUUGCAACCUCAACGCCUUUGUGCUGACCACCGUCGGGGUCGGGACUCUGGGUUUUACCGUCCUCUCGAUUUGGGUCCCCCACGGCUCGAUCGUCCCGAGUUGUCUGGUCUUCCUCUACGCCAGUGGGGUGGUCUUCCUGACCUUGCGUACUAUUCCCAGCACGUACUGUAAUCGCUACGGCCCCAGCUUCUCCCAAGGGACCUCCUUCAAGCAGGUCGUCUUCGGCAGCGUGGUGACGAGCUUUACCCUGGCCUACACCGUCAUCUCCUCCAGCGGGAGCGGACGCGCGCUGAACGUCGGGGUCGACGACAACGACGACGACGAGGACCCGGACCGGACCGGGCACCUCUCGCACUAUAUGUUUUUUCACUUUAUUAUGAUGCUCGGCUCGAUGUACCUCGCGAUGCUCGCGACGGAUUGGCGGGUGAGUGGGGGCGGUGAGGAAACUUUCCUGGGGAGCGUUUAUAUUGCGUUUUGGGUGCGAAUGGUCGCCGUGUGGACGGCGAUGUUCUUAUACAUUUGGUCACUUGUCGCUCCCUAUACAUGCUGUAAGGGCAGGGACUUUGGGUUUACGGUGGACGAUGACUGGAUAUGA